AAAACUAAAUAACAGUAAACAAAAAGGAGCAACUGGCAAUAACCUAAGGCUGAUAUGAUAUUGAUGCCAAUUUUUCAAUCAGUUCUCGUGCGUCCGACAAGAAAACAGGGAACCCUUCUUUUCGAGCGUAUAGGACUCUUCGAAAAUUUUCAAUUAUUUAAGAUUAUUGAUUGAGAGGGGUGUUGGUUUGACACUGUGGUGUGGAGAAAGAGAAGAUGGAAGGUGAGGAGGGAGGUGGUUUGAGGCUGAGCAAGAGAUUUGAUGACAAGGGUGGAGGAGAGGUUGAUUAUAAGACCAAAUCCGGCACUGCGUGGAGUCACAAUUUCCUCAACCAAAAACCAUGGCAUCCUCUCUCUUACCCCAACCAGCGCCGCAAGUGGAUUGCUGAACAGACCCAUGCCCAUCGUGAACGCCGAACUGAAGAGGUUGCUCGUGAGUAUGCUCAGGAGCAAGAGUUUUAUCGCCAGACAGCUCUCAUUUCCAAGAAGGACAAGGAAAAGGUGGAGCUUAUGCAAGCUGUUAGCUUUAUGUAUGUUCGUCCUCCUGGUUACAAUCCUGAAAGUGCCAAAGCUGCAGAGAUGAAUGAUGAGAAGAAAAAAGAAGAUAUGGUGAAUAAGGAGCCUACACAAACCAAUCCCGAUGGACCUUCCUCUUCAUUGCCACCACAUGGAGAGAAGAAAAAACCAAGGCCAAAAGAUGUUUUUGGCCGCGCUCUACCAACUGAAGAAGAAUUUGAAGUUCUUAAAAAUGCACCAAGGCUGGAAACAGGAGUUGCUGCAAGGGCAAAACCUUUUGGAGUUGAAAUUCGCAAUGUUAAAUGUUUAAGAUGUGGGAGCUAUGGUCACCAAAGUGGUGAUCGUGAAUGUCCCUUGAAGGAUGCUAUAAUGCCAAAUGAGGAAAGUAGAUUGAAGAGAGACGACCCUUUGAAUGCCAUUCUUGCCCAUACAGAUCUCUCUGAGCCUCUAAAAUGGGAACUCAAGCAGAAGCCAGGAAUCAGUCCCCCUCGUGGAGGGUUUAAACCAGAUGAUCCCAACCAGCAGAUAGUUGCUGAGGAUGAGGACAUUUUUGAUGAAUAUGGAGGUUUUCUCAAUAUGGGUGAUAUCCCUGAUUUAUUAUUGACCAACUUAUCUAAAAAACCAAAGAAGUCCAAAAAGAAAAAACACAAAAAGCAGAAGCUAGUCCAUUCAGAAAGUGAAACAUCUUCUGAUGAUGGAGAGAGUAGAUCUAAGAAAAAAAAAGUUAAGGCAAAUAAAAAGAAGCGAGACUAUAAAGAGUCAAGUUCUUCAGGCUCUUCUGCCUCUGAAAAAGAUCAUGGAAAGAACAGACAUAAGCAUUUGGAUGAUUCUGACAGUGACAAAAAUGAUCGAAGUAGAAGGACUAAACGACGAGAACGUUCACUUUCGCCCAAAGGUUAUGACCGUUCUAGGCCCGGUAGGAGUAAACAUGGUAAGCGAAGGCAUUCCUUUUCAUCUGAGGAGUCUGCCUCUGAUGGUUAUGAUGGAAACUAUAAGAAUAGGGAUAAGCAUUCGUAUUCAUCCGAAGAUUCUGACAGUGAAAGAGAUGAUCGAGGUAGAAAGAAUAUACAAAAGCACCAGAGGAAACAUAGCAGAAAAAUACAUUCUUAUUCUGAUGAGAAGGAUUCUGGUCCUGCCGAUUAUCAUGUAAAACACAAGGGUAGAGAUGAGCAUUCUUAUAAACCAGAUGAUCAUAAUCAUCAACGACAACCCGAGGAUAAAAGGAGCAGCCACAAGUACUCAUCAACAAUCCAUUCCGAUUUUCAGAGGCAUCACGUAAGUUUUAGUCAUGAUCGGUACCGUGGUGGAAGUCAGAAGAGUAGGACUGAUCAUUCUUGUUCUUCCAAUGAUUUUGGUGUUGAAAAGAAUGAUCGAAGUAGAAGGAUCAAGGAAAACCAUGAAAGUCAAAAGAGCAGAGCUGAGCCUUAUUCUUCUCAUGAAUCUGAUGUUGAAAAGGAUGGUCGAAGUACAAGGAUCAAAGAAAAACAUGGAAGUCAGAAGAGCAGAGCCAAACAUUCUUAUUCUUCCGAUGAUUCUGAUGUUGAAAAAGAUGGUCGAAGUAGAAGGAUGAAAGAAAAACAUGGAAGUCAGAAGAGUAGAGCUGGGCAUUCUUAUUCUUCUGAUGAUUUUGAUGUUGAAAAGGAUGGUCAAAGUAGAAGGAUCAAAGAAAAACAUCACGGUACACAUGAGGGUUCUGAACAUCCUGGGCAUGAUAUGAGCAAACAGAGCAGGAAAAAGCAUUCAUAUCAUAGAAGUGAAAAGAGUUCUGAUUAUUAUGAAAAACAUCAUAAUCCAAGAAGCAGCAGCCACAAGCAUUGAAUAGAUCAUUUCAACUUUAACGAGCAUCAAAAAUUGUGAGAGCAGGCACAAUGUUUCACAAACUUAUAUCAAUAUUUCAACUCUAAUGAGCAUAAAAAAUUGUGAGAGCAGGCACAAUGUUUCACAAACUUAUAUCAAAGUCUCCCAGCAUAUUAAACAUUUUUCGUUAUUACGGUCACUAUCGUGCUCAUCAAUCUCAUAGGAAGCAACAAUUUGCUGUGCCAUGAAUCUGUUGUAUAUCUGUUACAUGAUAGUAAUGUUUUUUUCACAAGCUGCAGGCCUCCAAUCCGUGUUUGAGAAAGUUGAUAUCAACGAGUCUUUCUUCAAUCAACAAACAACCACGGAAUUACACUACUAACUUUCUUUGAGUCUGUAAAACUGAAUGGAUCAAUUCCGGUUUGGUUGAUUGUUUGUAGUUAGGGAAAUAGACUAAACAAUAUAUUAGUGUAUUGAUUAAAAUCCUUUUACGGAUGGAUAUACAUUCUAUACAUAAAUAUUUAUUAAAAUAGUUUAUUACGA
Molecule: messenger RNA, 2852 nt
Organism: Lathyrus oleraceus (garden pea)
Lineage: Eukaryota; Viridiplantae; Streptophyta; Magnoliopsida; Fabales; Fabaceae
Exons: 8
Coding region: 216-2333 (705 amino acids)
Biological process (GO): negative regulation of DNA-templated transcription
Cellular component (GO): nucleus
Molecular function (GO): transcription corepressor activity
Source: RefSeq, a predicted model, not a curated record